CCUCAAUGCCGUUCCAAUUACCGACCCUGCGCCUGUCUGCCACCACCCUCGCUGAUCGGCUGCGAAGCGCGUGACACAAUCAAAGACAAACACUUCCAACUGUGUCGUAUCCACAAACCGGUGAUACGAAUCUUGAAUACUCUGAGAAUGUUGCUUGAAGAACUCUUCUGCUGCCACGCGCGACUCGAAGACAAAUUCCUCGUACCCUCCCCGGGUCACCGCAAUUCGAGGAUCGAAUUGCGUCUGGUCGAAUAUCUGCUCUAGUCGAAGUGAGGAGACAUUUAAGCUCCGAUGGCGGACGUACCCCGCACUUAUCGAGCGUAUACAAGUCGCAUGCUCAUCCCACCGUUUCUCAAAAUCGGUUUCAGUGUCGGCGGCGUCAACGGGGCUGGGCUGAAUUGGGACGAUCAAACGGAUCGUGCUCCCCUCACUACUGCCACGAUCUUUCGCAAUUUGCCCUAUUCCACCGUUUCCCAAUGGCUCGGUCAGAAAUAUCCGAAAUGGCUCUGCAAAGAUAUGCUCUCCAGCUGACCGACGGUAAUCCUCCGUUGAAAAGGAUCCCUGCAUGACCUCCAGACUGGGCCAGGUCAAUCGGGCGAAGGCUUGGUAGUCGGGUGCUUCUUCCAUGGGGGAGAGAGCGGAUUGCUCUAGUCUCGAUUGAUCGAGGGUUGAUAGAACUAGACCUUGCUCAUACUGGUGGAUAAUGCCCAUGUUCUGGGCGAUAGCCGUGGUCUUCUCAGAGUGGACGACCUGGAAUUCAUGGCGGAAUUGAGCGUUUGUCAAGGUGGGUAACUUUCGGGAUAGAAUGGUGAGGUGCAUGUUGGAUUUCACUGGUGAUGAAGGUAGUCUUUCGUUCUAUCUCGUGUUAAAGAUAGGAUAUAGCGACAUGGAAACAACGAUGUGAACUAACGAUGUGGCCAGCCGAACCGAGGGGCAACUGGCGACCAGCAAAGGGCUGGCAAUGGAACUCGGCGAAACUCCGUCCUGCUCGAUAAUUCCUCCGAGUGGACAUCAGAGGUCCGCCACUUUGCCACUUUGUCCGGUCCUCUUCGUAAAGUAGCUAGAUAAUCUCCUCGGGGAAAUUCUAUCAUUCAGAUCACAAUGAGUUCGCGAGCAUGCGAUGCCUGCAGAAGUCGCAAGGUCCGAUGUGACGGCGUCCCUGCUUCUCCGGAAAACAACCCCUGCUUUCACUGCCGCACAUCUGGAUCGGUAUGUCAAUAUGAACAUACGCCGAAGAAGCGCGGGCCCAAGUCCAAGCGUUCAGUGGCCAGUAGUCGCGCCCGACGAAUGAGGCCACCACCACUGGGCGAUCAUGAUGAUGCGUCAGUGCUAUCAACAUCAGCCUCGCCCAUAUCUUUGGCUGAUACUCCUGCCUAUGAGAGGCAGGUUGUAACCCGGGGGCCAAGAUCACCGCCCAACGCCAAUGACUCUGUGCCCUUAUCCUCCGGCGCAACGGACCUCAAUCACAAGAUCGAGAAUAUCCAUCAAGACCUUGUAAGGUCCAUAUCCGGGAUUCCCGACAGCUAUUGGUCACUAGAUGCAAUUGUCGAACGGUGUGCCUUGAUAUACAUGGAUGUUCUUUUUGGCAUCCGUCCCGUCGUGAGCGAGGCCCGAAUUAGAGCGAACAUCUGCCUCAAGCCUCCACGUUUGGGCGCGAAUUUAGGCGUUCUCAGUUGUUCUUCCCGGCCGUUGAUUUCUUCUGCAAAACCGGAAGACUUAGAGGAAAUUCGAUCAUAUACCCUCGUCACUGCCCUCUGUGCAGCGACCGCAUACAUGCUAUCAACCGAGAACGACCCCAAAGGAGCCGUGGUCGGACCAAUCUUUCUACGCGCUUCCCAUGAGAUGCUGCACAUUUACGAAGAUCUGGAUGUGGAAUACCCAGAUUCCACAUCCCUCAUCAUCCGCGCGUUCCAAGCAGGCGCUCUACAUACAGACGGCAAACUACGCCUCUCGUGGCAUCUCUUCAGUGCCGCACUCCGGCUCGGCGAACAGAUGCAGCUGCAGGAUCCGCGCUCUUUUCAAGGUCUAGACCCUCUCGAAGCUCGUCUUCGCGUAAUGACUUUUCGGAUCAUCCGCAUUUCCGCAAGAUACCACCGAAUGCUUGAGAACCAUCCCCUGGGAAUAUGCGAUCCUGCCUGGUCAGCACUUCCGUACUUAGAUGCCGGACCAGAGACCACACUGAUGGUGAACCCAUCGCCACGGAAUUUUCCACAAGGAUAUGAAUCACAACUUUUAAUAGCCUUCAAUCUAUUUGAGGAGCUCUGGGUAGCGGCAUCUGACAUUCUAACGGACCUCGAGUGUUUCGUCCGGCUGGGCCUACGCGGUGCACCUAUAAUCGCCACGCUGGCAGAGUCACUUCAGAACCACUUUCUUGAUCCUUAUUCAUCAUUCAUUGGUCUGCUAGAUCAUUUACCUCCGUUUCUGCACUCACCCGAUUCGGUCAAGCACCCAGAUCAAGCCAUCACCGAGAUCAUGCGCCGUCAGUUCUGGGUCCAGCGCGCUAAUCUGUUCGUCAGCUAUCACUGCCUACGCAUGCUGAUCCUAAAUCGGUUCGCGCAGCACGGGCUCGCGACGAUGAUCGGCGUGCAGAGCACGAAAACUAUGAUCGCGUUGCGAAAAACCGAGAUUGCGCAUGACAUGAAUGUCUUUGUAAUAAAUGUGCCGAUUGAUUCGUUGCUUGUGAAUGGAGAAGCAUGUGUCACUAAAAUUCGUUACAUGGGUGCCACGCUUCUCGAAGUGAUCCAUCAGGUUCAAGCUCCGCAGGUUGUCAAGCGAGCCAACUCGUUAUUUUCCUCCUUGUUGGAUGUUUUAACAAAAUUGGACUCCCGGGCGUCUGAUGAACUCGUCAGCGAGGGUCACGCAGUGACUGCGCCUAUUUUCUAAUUUUCCGGGAUGUGGACAGCGUCAGGCAAAUAGUGUCAAGAGGAAAGUGGUUAUUUUCGAAACCAUGAGAACUCCCAUACUAGGUAGCCAUCGAGUAGGAAGAUCCUCGUGUUGCACUCCUGCUACAUGCCAGUGAGAGGAAGGAAGACAGUACAAUCAUUGAUAGCCUUGUCAGUAUGGAAUGUACAACAUUAUUACUAGUGUCGGCCCCAAGCGCUACUUUUAAAGUACCAGUAGUGUACUAGGUCUUGCAUGGUCGAAUAUAG
Messenger RNA from Penicillium brasilianum, 3149 nucleotides. The record is from the annotation of a GenBank genome assembly. Lineage: Eukaryota; Fungi; Ascomycota; Eurotiomycetes; Eurotiales; Aspergillaceae.